Molecule: messenger RNA, 14331 nt
Organism: Pelobates cultripes (western spadefoot toad)
Lineage: Eukaryota; Metazoa; Chordata; Amphibia; Anura; Pelobatidae
Source: the annotation of a GenBank genome assembly
AUGGGCAUCAAGCGUGUUUCCAGCCCCCCACAGAUUACCUCAGUGCUUAGGGUGAGCAAGUCAGCUGCAGCACCUGAUGGAGCUCCCAGGGACACCAUUGCCAUAAUGAAAGAUGAUUCGGUGAGAAACACAAUCAUAAAUCACUCCAGAUCAUUAGGAAAUAUUUCCUUUCAGAGUGGCACGGUGGCAGUAUAUGGAGACAUUCCGUUUUCUGCAUUAGUGGAAAAGAGGAAGCUGGCACCAAUAGCCAGGAGAUUAAGAGACUGCUCAAUAAAAUACAGGUGGGGAACAGAGGUCUCCAUUCAAGCCGCUCAUGGAGAUGGUAUUCUUACCCUCUCCUUGGCGGAUGAUUCAGAGGCAUUCCUGGGGAACCUGGGACCUCCACCAGGCUGCAAAAGGGGGUGGGGGGGAACAGGGGACUAUACCAUACAAAUGCUAGAUGCAUUACCUAAGCUAGACAUUAAUGGAAAUGUUGAAGUGGCUAAAAAAUACAAAAGAAGAAACGAUAGGACAAAAAAGUAAGAGAAAAAUCAGAAAGGAAAGGAAUCGGGAAAAGAAAAAAAUAGACCGGUUUCAUUAUAUUUUUUAUUUACUCACAUUUAGUAUUCAUUCAUGAUAUACAUUAUCUAGUAGACUUGUGCACAGCAAAAAAAAUAGUUUUGGCCAAACAGCAUCGUCGAAAAAAUAAAAUGAAAAAGUAUGGGUGGCUGAAUUCCAUGCGUGUGGUGGUUCUGCUUGUCACAACUCUGGAAAACAAACCAGACAAACUAAAAGGGCACAAUAAUGGAUCAAUCAGUGAACUGCAUUGUGUAUUUAUAUAUUAAAUAUAUAAAGAUAGAUUUAUUUAUUUUUUUAAACUGAUCCUCCUAUUGGUCAGUUAGUAGUUCCUAUUGGUCAGUUAGUGGCUGUCCCCUAGAUAUCAAUAACCUUUUUUCCCAUCAAUCAUCUCUUUUCUUCGUGACACAGUCGGAAAUACCAAUCAUGAAUAAAACAAACAUAGUGUGUUCAUUGCAUGAGCUGUUUCUUUUGUGUUUAGUCAAAUGAAUUAGAGUUCGUAACGAAACAAAUCUUGCUUAUUAUCUAGUGUUCUCACUGUCUUGUAGCCUUUUCUGUUUCCGGUCAGCCGUUCUGUUACCCCAACCAUUUUGUAAAUCCAUUCUUCAUGUUACUAUUUUCACUACUCCUCCUACCUAUCUUUUCUGCCAUUUUAUUACCUCAUUUGUCUCUCUGAUAUGAACAUUUUUGAUUUACUAGCCCCAUGUUGUCAGACCUUCCUCUAACCUCUGGUAUGUCCUAUUUACAUCAACUGUCACCUUUUUCUCCCUCGCUAUGGUAGCCACCAUUCUUCAUUAAUUAAUACAUCUGUCCAUCUGCGGUUUCCCUUGUCUCUACAUCUUGUGACUUGCUUUCAUCUUGCUGACCUUUGUUCCAGUAGCCAUUCAAAACUGGAAGAGGAGCCAUCUCUCAAUCUUUCUACAUGCCCCAUGACAGCUCUAUAGUCCUAGGUCCGGCAACCUCAGCACUAAUAUCUGAAAUUAUGCAUAUAGACUUGUUUUGAGAGCAAGUGAAUUAAGUGGCUCAUUAAAAAUUAACAAAAUACUUACAAAAAAAACACACAAUUUUGGGGUGGAUUGGACUUAUGACAUUGAGCUUGGAGCUCCUUCAACGUCGAUGUUAUCCAUCAACAUUUAUUAAUCCAUUGAUAUGCAUGGCAGAAACCCAGAAGUAAUUCAUUCAGAUAAUUACUACAUUUAAUCUAUCAUUUUCUUUAUCAGUAACAUUUUUAUAACUUGCCUGUAUGUGACCUUACCCAUCCAUCUGAGGAAGACAAAUCAUGAUGAAUUUCCAGAGAUUUUGGAUCCUUUCUUAUAAAUAUAUUACUUUUCAAUCACUUUAAACUCUUUAUUACAAACAUAUAUCACCUGCCAUUUAUUCAUCUAAAAAAAUACAACAGUUUUUUUUAUUUUGUGUGAAAACUCAAGAGAUUUUUUUUUUAUCUCCUAUGUCUAAGAUAAACAGCUCACAGUGAGUUUUAAUCUGACCAGAGUCUGUGAAUACCUUAUAGUGAUUCUAUUAUUGAAAAGCACAAGUCCAUGGAGAUAACAGUAUAUUUAUACCUAUGCAAGGCUAUUCGCCUUAGUGAUGUACUUGUCAUCAUCAUAAAUAUAAAUCUCUGAUCUAAUACUUUAUAUGAGACCUGGAUAUGCUGCAUGUUGGUUUUUAGACAAAUUGCACGUUCAAAAAUAGCACCUUUCAUUCUAAAAAUACAGAAUGUGAAUCUUAAAAAGGGAUAUUUUUCUCUUCUAAGAGGAAGUUAAAGAUUUGCCUGUAAGUUUAUGUGCGAUCUUAAUAGACUUCCCACAAAUUCACAAUGCAUAUGCAUAAAAGCAUAGAAAUUGAGAUUUCUGUCCUUAUUCUAUUCUGUCCCCCACCACAAGCCCCCUUCAUCUUACCUCUUUGCAUCUUACCGAUCCUUGUCCUCUCUUCUUGUUCAUUUUAUUAUCAUGAUAAUAGGUUUGUCUUGCUUUUGUGUCUUUCCUACUCAGUUUAAACACAGUACAGAUAACCCCUUCUAAAAAAAAGUCUACACUUGACGCAAAUUCUCUAAUUACCAUUUUAAAGGAACACUCCAGGCACCAUAACCACUGCAUCUCAGUGUAGUGGUUAUGGUGCCAGGAGUGCCCUUCCACAGUAAGUAGUGAAACUGUGUAAGAAUGAUUUGACAAUUUACCUGGGGUCCACUUAUGCUCUUAGUCAAUGAGUCAGUCCUACAUGCACAGCCUAACUUAUGGCUUCAGAGGAUCCUGGGUAAGUUCUUAAAUGCUUUGAAUUCUUACUGUGGGAUGGUGCCACGGUACUGCUGGCAACAUAAUAACCAGGAUAGCGAGCUGCUGUGGUCCUGGUGCUUGGUGUUAAAUUCUUUUACACCUUUUAUUUAUAAAGCUUCUCUACAGUGUCUUCUGUUCUGGCCUUUUCAUGCUACCUCUUCAUUAUGGCUGUUAUCACAGCUCAAUCCUUGAUUUCUUAUCUUUCUCACAAGACACGACCAGGGUGAUCUGAUUAGUUCCUUUGGAUUUUAGUAUCACUUUUAUGGUGAGGACAACCACAUUCCCUGGACUCUCACAUUCCCUUAAACACUGUCAUUAAAUAAGUGUCCUCCAUUUCUGCCUGGUUGACUGCAUGUUCUCUGAAAUUCAACAAUUCAUUGUUUUUACUUUGUCAGAAUCCUUUCAGGUCAAUAGUGCUACCAUUGACUAUGACCUAAAUAGCGGUUACGUUAGGGUCCUUUUGGAUGCUAACCCCACUUUUACUCCCAUCACCUAGUCAACAUACAAAUCCUGCCAUGUUCAUCCUAAACAUGCUGCUCAUAUGUGUUAUGUCCCAAAGUGUGCGCUUGUUCUUAAAUAGUGAAUGCAAUGCUGCGAGUGUCUACUCACUAAAUUAUACACACAGGGAUGAGGUCUCAAAUCCAGAAGCAGAGUAUUACUUACUGUAUACAGGAUGAGUCAACACAAGGCUUUCUUACUAUACACAUUAUGAAGCUUCCUAACCUAUUAUUUCAGUAUCUUCACAAGUUGGCUGAAUUCCGUUAACCAACAAGAUGGUUGCUGUUUCCAGAUGACCAGUACAUCCUCCUUCUCCGAGCAGCAGGAAAAAAAGGGUAGGGGCAUAAUGCCACCCCCGACCUGGGAAAACUCUGCGAAAGGCAUUGAGUCUGUCUAAACAUCACACUAUGCAAUCCUUCCUAAUACAAUGUACACAGUAAAUGUUUGUCCACUCACUGAUUACCACGCACCUUGACACCUCUAACCUGCUUCUCAUUGGUCUCAAGCCUCCUUGCAAUCCAUUGUUAUGCUGUUGCCAGACAUAUUUUCCUGACCUCCCUCUAUUCUCACAUCUCACUCCUAUGUAAGACAUUGCACAAUAUCUUUACAAAUUUUAAAGAGAUACUUUAGGCAUCAAAACAACUUUAGCUUAAUGAAGCAGUGUAUAGAUCAUUCCCCGAGCAUUCCCCGUCCCUUUUAAGGUUAAAUUUAAAAUCAUAUUUAUUACUUAUAAAGUUCUCUAUAACCGUGUCCAAUAUACAUAUCAUCACUAAAAAAAAGUAUGCCCCAUCAUGGCCACACCCCUAUGUCAAAGACUGGCACCAUUCCUCUGUUACAUCUGCAUCGCCAACACUCAUUUUCAACACUUCUCUAGAGUCACACCAUUGUUGUUGAAUUCCUUUCCUGGACUUAGGCAGAUCCAGCCUAUAUUCUGAGCAGGUGUUUUGGCACACAAUCCCACAGUGUAUGCUGUUCCUGCUAACAUCUUACAUCCAGCUACUAUGUGUUGGGUUGUCUCAGAGGCCUCAUUGCACAGUCUGCACCUUGGUUCUUCCCUGGUGUGGUAGACUCCUGCUUCUAUUGAUAUGGUUCUGAGUGCCUGUUCCUGUGCUGCUAGGAUUAAUGACUCAGUACUGUCUUUCAGUCCUGCCUUUUUCAACACUAGUAGGAUUCUGACAUGUAAGCCACAUCCACCAUCUGCUGGUGGUACACCCCAUGUAGAGGUUUCUUGCCAUGGAGCCUCCUUCUUUUUUGCAUUCCCAUAGCAGUUUAUCUUUGGGAGCCAUCUUCAUAAUGUACUUGUGAAUGCUCUGGGUUUCAUCCAGGACUGUAGCCUUUACACUCAUCAAGCCCCGACCUGCUUCUUUCCGACUUCCUUGCAGUCUCUGGGUGCUGGAUUUUGGGUAGAAUCUUCCAUCAUAGUGAGUAGUUUCUGGGUCUUGAUAUCCAUGAUGAUCAGCUCUUCUCUUGGCCAGGUUACUAUUCCAUCUGAGUACCUGAAGGCAUAUGUAUCGAUGGUUUCAAUCUUGCCAUUGAGCUGAGACUUCAGGACCUGUCUGACUCUCUGUGGUUACUUGCAUGUUGCUAUCCAUCUUGACUCUUCCUCAUGGUUGCCAUGUGUUUGUGGUACCCCUAGGAACUUGUAGCUGUUCUCUACAUCUUCUACCUGGCCUUCUUGUACUUGAACUCCUUCUGUCCUGAUCAUCUUCCCUCUUUUUCAUAUCAUCCGUCCACAUCUAGUCCGAAUAAAUGCACACAGUCAUAUACAUGGUCAUUUAACCAUGCAUGCACACUGCCACAUAUACUGUAAUUUAACAAUGCCUGCACACUAUCAUUUACCAAUACAACAUGGGACAAGGGGAACAGGGUGGCUAAGUGACAAAGUGUAAGAGGGACAGUGACAACAGACAAGGGGAUAAGGGUUUAGGGGGACCAAAUGACAGGAGAGCUAAGAAUUCAGAAUGGAAAAGAGUGAAAGGGGCAACAGGAUAGGGGUAUAUGGGAUUAAGGAGACACAGGAGAAAGGAUAACUAGGGUUACAGGGGGUUAGACAGACAGAGUGACAGGGGGUUAGAGCCUUUAACCUCUUGUCACUCAGUUGUCUUAGCUCUGUGUCACUCUGUCAACCUAAUGCUUUGAGGGGAGGGCAAGGAGUCAUAUUUACAUUGUCCCUCUUUUUAAAGCCUCGCUAGUCUUUGGUAGCUGUAUUAAGGCUGUUGUUUGAAGAGGGAAGCUGUCUGGAGAACUUGGGAACUGCACAGUGAAACUAUGGCUAAGAAUUCUACGCAGAGGUUUGCCAGGGAGUCUCGGAGGAAGCUGGCAGUUGUGCCUUUCUGACGUCUUUGAAGGGGCCCUCCAACUCGGCUGCAUGUUGGAGACCAACUAGGGAUUCGUACAGUCAGACUCCAUGGUUGGAGGAAUCAUAGACCGCAAUGGCAGGUUUAUUGUGUGCACGAGAUAAUCAUAUUGUGCCCAUGACCUACAUAUCUUGUGUGUACGCAUUUAGUAUUUUGUGAGCACAAUCUAGUAAAUGAUGCCCAUGAGAUAGCACAACAUGCACACAAUUUAAAAAAUAAAUAGAAAUUCAUGCCACCUGUGGGGCUCUGUAUAAUAGUGAGUAAACAAAAUUUAAAAAAAAUCUAAAUUAAACCAAUUUAUAACCACCAUCUGCCUACAAAACAGCAUUAAUUAUUUUGGGUACACAGUAUUGUAAGAAGCUCAGCAGGUGGGGUCCAUACCAUUGCUUCCAAGACCCCUUGUUCUUCUUUACACUGCCUAUCCUUUUUAGCAUUAAGGAGACCAUUUAUUCUGACUAAAUACCCAAAUUUUUUUGCAGAAAUACAGCCCCAUACUUGCAAUGAACCUCCACCAUGCUUUGCUGUUGCCUGCAGACAUUCAGUCUUGUGCCACUCUCCAGCCUUUUAAAAGAAGCUAUCUAUAGCCAUAUAAUUACAAUUUUCAUCAGGCCAGAGCAACUGCUGCAGUUUUUAUAAAAUAAGUAUUGAAUACAUUAAAUAGACAUUGCAAUUUCUUUUGUUGUGUAUCUCAUUUAAUUUCAGGAGGAAAUAUAUUACAAUAUGUUCCACUUUACUGUUGUCAACUCCAGCACUGGACCUUACACUGGACCUUAAUUUGUAGAGAAAUUAAUUUCUUACCCAUAGUUCUGUUCAGUCACUCGGACGUACUAUGAAUGGACAAAUUAAAGGGACACUAUAGGCACCCAGAGCAGUUCAUCUCAUUGAAGUGGUCUGGGUGUAGUAUCCCUGUUCCCUUAAUCAUGCAUUGUAAAACAUUGCAGUUUUAGAGAAAUGUUAAGACAGCCUCUAGUGGUCAUCUACCAGACAGCCACUAUAGGCGCUUCCUGCAGUUCCAUGAAGUUUGACUCCGUGAAACCACGCCUGAUGUCCUCACUUUCAUCGUCAAUCAAAACCCCAAAGGAAAGAAUUUAGUCAGUUAUAGUGAUGGGAAUACACCUUUGUAUUCCUAACACUAAAGUGUUCCUUUAACACAUAUGUCCAGGCUACAAUAAAAGAAUGCAAUUGACAAAUAACAUCAAUGUUUUAACUAAGCUGACACUUCAGAUGUCUGCCACCCCAAAAAUGCUAAUACAGGAUUACUUAGAAAUACCAAUAAGCAAGGUCAUUUAAUAUUUGUUUUAUUUAACAUGUAUAAAUAUGCUAAAUGGGUUUUGGUGAACGUUUUGAAUUAUCACUUUAGUAAAUAGUCCUGAAAUUGUCGUUUUUGUCCUAAUUGCAUGCGCCCAAGUUUCAAAUAAUAGUUUUUUUAAUAAAAAUUAUUUGGCAGUGAGGCAGUUAAGAACUACCGAACAUAUAGUUAUUUCUUGAUGACAGGAAACUAGGAACAGAUAUUUUUUCUAUUUGGAAAAGUAAAAUAAAAAGCAAUCUAUCACUGUGUACUUGUAAUAAUAAACAGAUUCAUAUUCUGUUCUUAACAUGCUUUGAACUAAAAGCUAACUUUGUUGGCAAAUAGAAAAACUCUGAUAACCUGCCUGAUGUCUGUCCAAGUGGACUAUGUCAUCUCCAACUGAUUGGAGCAACAGACAUUUCUGCUGAGUGGAGUCAGUCUAUCUUUGCCAGUUAGCUGGAAUAGAUACAGACGGUGAUUGGGUCAUGCAGAAUACAUUCUUGCCCUGUGAAGUAAGUCUGUUUGUAUUUUAGGUUUGCCAGGACUAAUGAAUUAAAAGCCUUGACCUCUUCUGGUUUGUCACUUUUUAAAGCCUCUGACAAGAGGGUUUUUCCCCUGAAGCAUGACAACAUACUAAAAGUUCAGUGCGAAGGAAUGAAACUAAACGUUGCAUAGAGGAGAGAAGCAACGAGCGGAGGUCCUUUGGGAAAGCAAAGCCAUUUAGACAUUCAGGUAGCCCACAUGCUGCACUAGCAGCUGUCCGAGUCUUUCAUUGCCUGUCAGUCUGUUACUAUGCAGCAGGUGCAGACUUUUCUGCUAUUGACUUUUUACUCCAUAAAGACGAAGACCAGCCAAGUCAGUGACUGACGCAGGAUUACUCAAGUGCAGACACACUCAUCUGAGUGAGGUAAGAGAACAGGUGUGGAAACAGGAGGACUACGCAAAUGAAGCCGUAACAAGCCUUAAUCUCCUUUCUGAUACAAAUGUUUGCAAAUGUAAACCACUGUCAGCAUUGGAGACAGUUGUUCUAGCAAGGGGUCGUAUGCUAAACUCACACCAUAUGGUCAGCAUAUGGACACUGUAGCUAUGUACUAAGCAGCAUGCCUAGAGUGAGUGUUAACCAGAGGGAUGAGUUUCUGGCACAGGCUGUUGGAGAUAUGGGUUGUAGGAAGGAAAACGACAGUUGUAAUCUAAUGAGCAUGUUUAUUUUACAUUGUUCUCUCCCAUCCAGUGCAUACAAAUAAGGGUCAUUUAGAUACUACAUUUUACUUAUUAAAGUGUGUUCUUCAGGCUUGGAGUGGAAUUAAGUGAGAAAAUUGUGUGUCUGCAAAAUGUAGGGGGAAAUGCAUUUGAGUAGUUCUUGUUCUAUCAGGAUAAUGAAUUAAACUGCACGUGACUCUGACCUCGUGCUGUGUUUCAUGUCUGCUUAAAAUAAAGGAAGAAGAAGAUGUUAUAAACAAUAUUACUAUUGUUUCCAAGUAUAUUUUAGAACUGACAGUAGCGCUUUCAAUGUUAUUCACUAGACUUUAAUCUGAAUGGCAACAUUUAGGCAACAAACACUGCUCGGGAAAAAUUCUCCAACUGAGCUCUAGUCACAACUUGGCUAUUUUAGCCUCAGUUUUACAAUUUGUGUUUAAUUUGUUUAAUUCAGAGUUUAGUGAGUUAUCCUGGUAGAUGUUUGUGUGUUUUGUUGAACUAUUUUGGCUGUCGAUAUGGAAUAGCUGAUUAGAGUUUCAAACUAAGGAGAGUUGACAUGAAGAUUGCAAAUGUUUCCAAUAUAUGUAUUUUGGCCUAAUGUUUGCAUAUGCCUUGCUUACAGAAUAAACCUCAAAAGGUGAGCCAUUUAAAUGGUUAAUAAACCUUGCAUAAGUUAAUGUACAGGGUAAGCAGCAAAACAACUUUAGCUUAAACAGUUUUGGUGUAUAGAUCACGUCUCUGCAGUCUCAUUGAUCAGUUCUCUGCCAUCACUUUGUUUAUAAAGCCCUAACCACACCUCACCAUUUGGCUGUGAUUCAUACAGACUCCAGGUAAAAAUUGUUUCAUUUUACGGCAGAGUGUGUUUACCUUAGACAUUUUUAUUUCCUGCUUUUUUAGAGCACCACUGUCACUUUCUGGGAUCUUUGUAUAUUUCCCAAAGACCUUAGAUGGUGACAUCAUCACUUGGUGUUCGAUGGCCCAGAAAGAUAGGUUUUAUUUACGUGAAACUCUCCACCUCACCCAACAACAAAUCCAUCCGGGGAUCCUCUUUAGUUAUAAGUGCUUGUCUACCAGGAGCCUACAUCAGUGCACUGAUGUCUAUAUGGAGGAUCCCACGAAAUCGCAGGUGCCUCCAUAGACAAUGCUUUUUUUCUCACAACUGUCACCAGAGACAGCUUGGGGAAUAGACAAAACUUGAUGGUGGUAGCUUUUCCCAAGUUUUCUCAAGAGGAGGGAAAAUACAUAAGCCCAAGUAGUCUUUGGUUAUAUCUGCAUUAAAAAAAUGUUUGGAGGAGGAGGGGUCACAGAACCACUUUAAUCUGACAAGGGAGGCUGCUGCAGCCUCUGUCAGACAACUAAUAGAGCAGGAGAUGUAAGGAGACGGUGUCAGUCUCAGCCAAUGAAGGUGUAGCUAGGCAACACAUAUAAAGAAAGUGCUCACUCCUAAAUGGCAGAGAACAAAGCAGUGACCUACAUGGGCAUGAUUUGUACACCAAAACUGCUUUAUUGUCCUAAAAUUUCAUAUUUUAGGCCAAUGUAGCCAAAUUAGAAGUGUAGCUGACUUAGAGAAUCCUUCCAAUAUUGCUAUUAGGCCUUACAUUUUAACUUCACAUUGAAUUCUUGUAAGGAUACAUCCCCUUGUGCUAUAGCACUCACCUGGUGCCCCUACCUAGCCCAGUAGGCAUCAGAUCAGUUUCACACCCUUAGACACCUUUUUCAGCAUUUCUGAUUCCAGAUGCUGUAGCCACGUCCCUUUGACAUCAUUAAGCCACCCACAUUCCAUGACAUCAUCACAUCAUUGUGGACACCCAAUCACAUUUUAGGGGUGGGGCUAUACAUGCCCCAGAUAUAUAAAUACUUGCAGUGGUUUCCAGUUUGGUCAUCUGAGAACAUGUUUUUUCUAUACUCUGAUUACUGGUUAUUGAUCUUGGCUUGUCUCGACUACCUCUGAUCUCUAUAUCCCUGACCUCGGCUUGUUUAUAGAUUUAGUGUAUCUCUUUUGCCCAUUACCUGUUAUUUUACAUUUCUAACCCUUAGCACAUUAAGCCUAGCCUUCUAAUACGUACUGCUAUCUACUGUUUGUCCUGUACUUGUGUGACCUUAUUCUGCAUGUUUGGUUACCUAUCCUGACAAUUCUCACUUUAGGGAAAAACUCAGAAAGACUCCAAUGAAAAAGGUUUAAGUUUCAAUAAGAUCAUACAGCACAUUGUGUUUACUUUAGAAGUUCUUAACUCAUGCUUUAUUAAUUGAACAUUAAACACCAGAUUUCCCAUUAGACAGAGUAGGCACCAAAGUACACAUCCAUUAGAAAACGGUUUCAUUUGUGGCUUUCUUUAUUUUUGAUGGUGCAUAGCUUGACAGGAAUAAGGAGACAUUUUGGAGGAGUACAAUACACGAUGCAUAGUCACAUUAUUAACAAGAAAUAUCUAAUUACUGCACUUUUUUGUAAGUAAAGAAAAUCAAGAGAGGAAGCAUGUCAGUAAAAAAGUAAUAUGAAAAAUACUAUACUGCUGAGUACACUAACUGACAUUAUGAUUGACGUUAGAUACCAUUGGGUUAAAGAGAACAUUAGAAAGAGAGAAUAACAUAUAAAAGCUCUAAACAUAAAUGGUACAAAGAACUCUAGAGGUUGAGGCUUGAGGCUUCCAUCAUUCUGUAUGCCCAGACAACUCCAUUUGGGAUCUCAGGCCCAGCCAGGAUUGUUUUACAUCUCCUACAUCACCAAUCUGCAUUGAGUCAUCUGAGUGUUGCACUGCGUGACAUGAGUUAGUCCACUUUGCCAUGGUUCUCAGUUACAGUAGCUCCAGGUUUUAGAGGGGGUCUGUGCCCCCAUGUCAAUGGAUCCACCAUCUUAAGGUUAGCAAAAUUGUGUGCCCUUGAGGCCCUCAGGACAAGGACACCACCGUAGGUGUAUGGACGGCUGCCCAGCUGUCUCACCAGGUGAGCCCCCUGCCAGGAAGAGGAACAGGAGAUGGGGCAGGUUGCUUUGGGUAUUGCAGGAUUAAGAAGGGUAAGUACCUUGUGUCGGGCACUGAGUCGCUUUCAGAACUCCUGGCAGAGAGCAUUAAAUCUGGUGCUGAAGAAUUGACUCCAAUCUUUAACCUUGGGGCCCUCUCGGUAGGGUUGAAGUUCCAACACGGCAGCCAUCUUGGACUAGCAACGGGGUAUCCUGGCGCCUAUAAAGGAGAUUACUGCCUCAGUAGCCAUUUUAACCCCUAGUGGGGUCUGGGAUAUUCCCCCGGUCCAAAGGGGGGUGAACAGGGCUGCACGAGAGUUGCUGCCAAAUUGCCUUCAGAGAUCAGCCGCCUCUAAUCCGCUGUCAAGCGCCAGACCUGUGAUACCGGAGGUAAGCUGUGCUUCAGUGAACCCCCGUAGGAGCAGACCAAGUGUUAGGGAUAAGGGGUAAUUUUAUCACAAUGAAUGCUUCCAGAUGCUGAAGAUACUCAUCAACAUGUCCAGCUAUGUUGGGAGUCAAGACCCGUCCCCAAAAUGGCUUACUUUUUACAGCACAAUGUGUUCACUUUAGGCACUCUUCUCUUCAACUUUGUUAAAGUGCCUCUGUCACCUUCUGGGGCCUUUGGAUAUUUUGCAAAGUUUCCCAACAGUGACAUUGCUUGGUGAGCAAUGGUCUGGGGGUGUAGGUUUUACUUAUCUGAAACUGACCCUCAAGGCCUGUAGGGAGCACAUUUCCAGCACUUAUAAAGUUAUUUUAUGGAGAUUAAGUGGGCUGGUGGGGAGAGAUAGGUACCAGGAGUCAUGGCCAGGACCCUCUGUAGUCCAAUCAGCCUCCUGUGCUUGAUUGUUAGGUUGCAGUAGCUGUUAUUCAAAGUGCAUAAACAAAUUGCUUCAUACACCAAAACUGCUUUAUUAAUGGGACACUAUAGAUGCUGACUGGCACCACGCUGCAUUAAGCUGUAAUUGUUUUGGUGACUAUAGUGUUUUUUUUUAGCUAAAGAUUUUUUGGUGUUUAGUGUCCCUUACAAUGAAGCUGACCUUAAUUGUCUGGCACAAAACCAGAAUGAUAUUUAGAUUAUCUAAACAGGGAGGUCUAUUUUAUGGCAGAAACUCUUUCAAGACUACAACACGUUUCUUAUAAAGGGAAACUAUAGUGCCAGGAAAACAAACUUGUUUGUCAUGGCCCCCCCUCCCGUGGUGCAGAAGGGGUUAAUGUCCUCUUCUGUCACUUACCUGGGUCCAGAGCCAAUGUCCUUCGGCGCUAGCUCGGGUGUGCCUUCACUCCUCUGAUGUCGGCCGGGAAGACCUAAUGUGCAUGCGCGGCAAUGGCCACGCUCGCAUUAGGAUUUCCUCAUACGAAAGCGUUAUUCAAUGCUUUCCUAUGGGGAUUCCAGUGACGCUAUGCAUGAGGACGUCCAGCAUCAUUUAGGUGACUAAAAGUCUCCUUCGAGCCCCUAGACAGCCACUAGAGGAGGAUUUAACCCUUGCAGGUAAUUAACGCAGCUUAUGAAAAAACUGCAAUAAUUACAUGCUCAGGGUUAAGGGUGAUGGGACACUGCACCUAGAACACUUUAAUGAGCUGAAGUGGUCUGGGUGCGUACAGUGUCAAUUUAAAGUUCCUUGAAGUCUGCACUCUGUAAGAGCCCAUGACAACACAGGCUUUAUCAUCACUUUGUUAUUUUGAUCAUGGCUGCUGAGUAUAUAUUUCCAGGUUUCUGAAAGUGCAGUUGAGAAUGUAUGAAUUAACCAUAGUUAAAUGGGAGCAAUGCAGGGUCAUUGCCUCUUCCAAUGAGUUUUUCAGGGUUGUGUAAGACACAGGCUUCCACUGAAUUAUGGGUUGUUGUCUAACUCUGGUACACCCCUGUACAUUGAGAAGGGUUUGGCUAUAUGGAGUAGGAUGGAAAAGGAAUGAGCAGUAAUAAAUAAGAAUAUUUGUAGAAAUAUAAUAAAGAACAUUCAGGGUGGAUCAGUGCCUUUAAAAAGGUAAAAAAGAACUGUUACAUCUGAGACAUUUACCUAACUUGAUUGUUGACUAAAAGCGAGGUAUAGGUUCAGCAUUUUAUAUAUCAAAAAUAGAGAUGUUUUUUAUUUUAUAAUCUACAGUGAAUGCCUGACUAUGCUGGCACAGCCAGUCCAGGCCAUAUAAUGCAAAUUAAUGUAAAAGGACACUCUAGGCACCAAAAAAACCUUUAACUUAAUGAAGUUGUUAUGGUGUCAGGAGGCCCCCAGAGGCACUCUUACCUCAAUGGGAUAACUGUUCUUGAACGGUGAUGACCACUCCUCACCUAGCAGCAUCCGGCUUCUGAAUUUUCAGAUACAGGAAGCGCGUAGUGUCGCCGGACAGGACUGCCGCUGAUUGACUGAGAGUGGUCAGCUGACGCUCACAGCAAACCAGUGAUGUCCUAUUCACAAAACUGGCUUACAAAGUAAGGUACCUUUACAAGCUAUAUUUUUCUUUUAGGGUGGGAGGCCCAGUGAGCAGAAUUUUGUAGGUGCCUAUGACGGCCUAUAAAACAAAAGGUUGUUGUGGUAGAGGAUCCAAUCAUCAAAUCUUUGUGAUAGUAGGGCGAACCCAACAAACAGCAUUUUAAAGUUGGUAUUGGUCCCAUUGAGCAAAAUACUGUGGUGUGUAUUGUGAGGACUCCCUAAAAAUUGUUAUAGGGGAAGGCAAAAUGAACACAAUUUUACCCCACAUAUUGAUAUAAUAAUUCCCUCUCUGGCUACACUUACAAGGUGGUUGCAACUGAACACUUCACAAAGUUUUUCUUUUUACUCCGGAUAUUUAAAUUCUUAUACAUCAUUUGUGCAUAGCAUUAAAACUGUGAGGUUGCUACAUAUGUCACAGACUCACAGUCAAAAUGACAAAUAGUACAUUUGAGAAAGGAACAUUGCAUCGCUACGGGAUACUUUAACGCAGCAGCAUUUCCAUGUGAUUUUCUAUUUAGAGCGUCAAAUAAUUAAUUCCAUAAAUACCAUUUGAAAUGUCAUCCUGAUAUAAAACAUAUUGGGGAGAUGUAUAAAUAACAAUGCUAUUUCUAACUCUAAAUUUGAGCCCCCAUCAUUUUAUUCUGGGCUGUAAGCUUGAUAAUAUGUUUAAGGAUGUCUCAAGGACUACACCUGUCAUAUUUUUUUUCUUCAUUUCCAAAUAUGUAUUUUAUAGGUGUUUUGUUGGAGAACAGGGGCAGCUGAGAUCUGGAAGGACACAUAA